Cebus imitator (Panamanian white-faced capuchin) is the source of this 2912-nucleotide messenger RNA. RefSeq names its product CMRF35-like molecule 7. The coding region runs from base 114 to 908 and encodes 264 amino acids. Gene Ontology annotation, cellular component: plasma membrane. The transcript is spliced from 4 exons. Lineage: Eukaryota; Metazoa; Chordata; Mammalia; Primates; Cebidae. Gene Ontology annotation, molecular function: transmembrane signaling receptor activity. The record is from RefSeq and is a predicted model, not a curated record.
AAAAUAAUGAUUUAGACAAAUAGAAAGCAGUUUGCCUCUGGGCUCCUCACAGGUUGCUAGAGGGCAGCUGGUAUUUGCUGAUCUCCAGGAAGAGAGCACAGGUGGGCAGGAGCAUGUGGCACCCACCGGCUCUGCUCCUUCUCAUCCUCCCAGGGUGUUUCUCCAUCUAUGGUCCUGGCGCUGUGUGGGGCACAGAAUGGGACUCACUGACAGUGCAGUGUCAUUAUGACCAAGGCUGGGAAACCUACAGCAAGUGGUGGUGCCAUGGAAGUGGCUGGAAGUCCUGCGAAAUCCUCGUUAUAACUACGGGAUCAGAGCACACAGUGGAGAGAGGCCGAGUGUCCAUCAGGGACGAUCAGAAAAACCGUGUGUUCACCAUAACCAUGAAGAUACUCUGGAGGUCGGACACUGACACCUACUGGUGUGGCAUCGAGAGGACGGGCACUGACCUUGGGGUCCAAGUUGAAGUGACCGUUUACCCAGUCACAACUGUACCUGGGACAGCAGACACAGCAUCACCUGGGACAACAGACACAGCUCUACCUAGGAAAGCAGAAACAACUGUGCCUGGGAAAAGGAACACAGCUGCACCUGGGACAAUGGACACAGCUGUACCUAGGAAAGCGGAAACAGCUGUGCCUGGGACAGCAGACACAGCUUCACCUGGGACAAGAGACACAGCAGAACGUAAGAGAACCACCAACCCAAUAGUUAUGGCCUCCGGAGUUUCUCUCAGCCAGAACACCAACAGCAGCAAGCCCACGGCUCUUACCAGCCCCCUCGCCAGGAUCCUGCUCUGCAACAUCCACUUCCUGCUCCCAACCUCCCUGAAGGGGCUGCUGCUCGUGGGCCUGCUCUGCACUGUGCUGCGAGUAAGCAGUGCUAAGGGGGCCUCCAGCGGGAAAUAAAGUCACCAUCUGAGCCAAGGAACCACAUCUCCCACACCACCGACACCCUGGGAGGGGACAGCAGAGCCUCCUGGCCUCCCAUCAGGUAAUGAGCAGUAAUUGCAAUUCCCCAGGAGACGAGAGUCCCUGCAGAGAGGGAGCAUCCCUCAUCCUGGCCUCAGGAAUGUAAUCCCACUCUCUGCCAGCUCUGCUCAGCACAGGGACGCUGACGGGGCUUCUCUGCCUUCUGCCACCUCUGCCUGAGGAGCAGAUAAAAGAAAGGACAUCUCCCUUGCAUGCUGAUUCCUUGGAGGUACCUGCAUCUCACCUGCAUGGAUCCUCCCUCAGGCCUCCUUUCCUUGUUGCCCUGGGAUGACCCUGUCAGAGAAAAUGGACUAUCAUUCAGCUGCAGAGGCCCCAGGGCCUGUCCGGCCUUUGUAUCCCAAGAGGGGCUCAACUCUGUCCUCUUUGUGCCUGUGACACUCUCCGCCCCCCACCCAGCUCAGAGCCAGCAUGACCACCAUCGCCCACUCCUGAUUCAACCCAACCUUGGCCCUUUCCACCUCUCGAGCUGUGAAUAGCAAAUGCAGGAUGCUCCGCCCUCAUGUUUCACUCCCCCCAAUUCACUUGUAAUUAAAUAACAACACAUCUCUUUCUCAUUUUCAAAGGUAUGUAUGUUUCCUCUCAAUAAAGUUGUUAUGAUUAUUAUUCUCUUCCACUUACGUUCUUCCGGAGCUCUGUCUGCUCAUUUUUUCCUCCCUAUUUUACUUUGAAUCAUUUUUUUGAAUUACUAUAUUUCUUUUCUUAGCUCCUUUUUUGGAGAGACCUUGUUGUCUGUAGUUUCUCUGCGAUGGAGGAGAAUUUUCUGUCUGAACUAUUCCUCUAUUGCCUUGAGCACUUCCUCUCCUGAGAUGGGUUCUUCAACUGCCACUUGCUGGUGUUCAUUUCUUCUCAUUGAUCUCAUCAGCUGUGAACAGUGCUGGUUUGCUCUAUAACUUUUCUUUGAAUGAGGUUGAAGAUUUGCCAAGAGUAGCAUGAGGAGCCGUUGGGGGCAGAGCAUGGAGGUCGGAGCAUGGAGGAUGGAGUGUGGAGGGCAGAGCAUGGAGGGCAGAGCGUGGAGGGCAGAGCUGCUGAGGGCAGAGCCGUGAAGGACUGCUGACACACAGAAAGUGUGUCUUCAGUAACACUCACCACUUGCCACAUCUUGAGUGCCUAUGUCCAUAUGGUUCACGUGUCAAGAAAGGGCAAGGCCUCAGGCUCCAGCAGCCUGCGUGCUGCUAAGCAUGGGAGAACAACUGGUGUUGUGAUGUGUGAACCCUGGCCACACAGGCUGGUUGCUGUUGUCAUCUGGAGGCUUCUUCACCCACAAGUCUGGAGUAUGGGCUGGGUGAUCCAAGACAGCUCUGCUGGAAUGUUGCCCAGAGACCCUACAUGUGGCCUCCCUGUGACAGCUGGGUUCCAAGAGGGAGUAUUCACAGACCUUCCAGAGGGCAAGUGUUUCAAGAGACUGAGGAGGGAGCUGCAGGGUUUCUUCUGACUUAGCCUUGGAAGUCACACAGAGGCCCUCUCACAUGCACUCCCCGUGGGGGCGAAUAUUGGUUCUUGCAGGGUGAAAAAGUAUUUUUGCUCUUUUUAGGUACAAAACACAGAGAUAGAUAGAUAGAUAGAUAGAUAGAUAGAUAGAUAGAUAGAUAGAUAAAUGGAUGGAUGUAUAAUACAUCUUUGGUAUUAAAAUUUCAUAGGAGAUAUUUUUAGGAAUAUUCCUUUUUAGGGAUUUUUUUUUAGGGAUAUUUUCUGGGAUAUGCAUUGUUAUCCUAAGAUAACAAUGAAAAAAGGUUGAGAAACACUGUUCUAGCCCACUGGUUGAAACGGUCACAAACCACCCAGACCCAAGGGAAGGAGACAUAAGCCCCAACUCUUAAUGGAAGGAGUGCCAAGAAAUUUGCAGCCAUGUUUUUAAACUGCCAUGUGGAAGAAUUGUAAUUUAGUGCCUUCUUGUCACAUAUAAGAAUAGCAGGACCUGAA